AUGGUGACCAAAACAAAGAAGAUCUUUAUUGGAGGUCUGUCAUCGACGACAACGAUUGAAGACUGCAAGAAGUACUUCUCCCAGUACGGCAAGAUUGAGGACGGUAUGUUGAUGUUUGACAAGACAACAAACAGACACCGGGGUUUUGGUUUCAUCACAUUCGAGUCGGAGGAGGUCGUGGAGCAGGUAGUGGAGAUACACUUCCAUGAGAUCAACAGCAAAAUGGUUGAGUGCAAGAAGGCUCAGCCCAAGGAGGUCAUGGCCCCUACAAACACACAGGUCAGAGGUCGCGGGUUUACCAGAGGUGCUAUAGUCACCGAAGAUGGAACAAUAUUUUACACAGACUUGAUCGGCGAGGAGGCUCUCUUGCCAGAGAUAUGUUACAUGCAUCCUGGAUUCCCCAGUUUCCCUGCAGCGGCUCCCUAUGGACGAGCAGCUUUUCCGGCUCUGGCCAGCCACCCCGGCUACAUAACGUAUCCAACAGUCCCUGGCUAUGGUUACCUCCCCCUUCCGGAAACUAACGGCACGGACCGAGCCCUUCCGGCGGCAGCUUAUGCAGAUUUUGGUGCUAACCCAUUGGUUUCGGCAUCUCCCUUGGCCCUCCCUGCCCCUCCCUCCAUCACCCCUCGUACCGACAAUACCAGCAACGCCCUCAGCCUUGCCACAGCCUCUCAUCUAUACAGGGACUUGAUAGGACGGACAACAGCUCCGACCAUUGGUUCGACAGUCCUCGGAGGCUUUGGAUCCUACCCAACAACCAGCUCCCCCUUGACACGGAUGUUCUCAACCAACACUGGCCCAGUCCCAAUGGACAUGUACUCCCAGGAGAGCCUCACAUACUUCCAGCACAGUGCCGCCGCCGCUGCCAUGGCCUCACCCCAGUCUGGGCACUUCACCACAGUCGGACUUGGCAGGAGUCCAAAUCUAACCGGUGCUCUUUUAGCGGGGCGUAACUUUUAA
Messenger RNA from Candidula unifasciata, 960 nucleotides. Lineage: Eukaryota; Metazoa; Mollusca; Gastropoda; Stylommatophora; Geomitridae. The record is from the annotation of a GenBank genome assembly.